UCGUUCAUUCUCUCACCAGGUGGCGGCUUUCUAAAGCUAUCUCUCUCGUCUCACUUUUUUUUUCCCUUAAUUUUGUGUUCCUUCAUUGAUAAAAACCCUAAUUUGAAAAUGGCUUAGAUUUAAUAAAUAUCUGUUUCUCUUUUCUGGCUUUGUUUAAUAUAAUAACAAUAAUGGACGAUUCAUCUGGGCUAAAACACAAAGAAUUGGAGUUCACUUUGGCGGCAGUUUCUCAGUUGUCUUCUUCUUCGCUUUCUUCGUCUUCGUCUUCUUCUUCUUCGGUGAUUGCUCGUUUCAGCGCUGAUUCUGGAGUUGCAGAGCUGCGGUUUCACCGAGAUUCGGAAUUUAUUGAUGGCUUCAAUGUCGAUAUUGGAACCUCGCAGCUCUUCAAGCUGGGACCGGUUCAAUCGCUUUGUGUUUCAGAGAGUUCUGGUGCCAGUAAAGAGAAAUCAUAUUCACGGGCAGUGACCAUCCAGUUUAGAAACGAGGAUGAAAGCAGGGACUUCCAUUCCGCAUUUGAGCAAUGGCAGAAGGAUGUUAUUCAAGCAGGAAUUCAUUUACCAAAUGGGGCCAUUGCUGCUUCUAAGAGCAAGUUCGAUUAUAAAAUUGAGCCAUCUUCUGCUAAAAUGUAUUUCCACUAUUAUGGACAAUUGCUACAUCAGCAAAAUAUGUUACAGGAUUAUGUGAGAACAGGAACCUAUUAUGCUGCUGUUAUCGAGAACCGUGUUGAUUUUACAGGUCGUGUGGUGGUUGAUGUUGGAGCUGGAAGUGGUAUUUUGUCGUUAUUUGCUGCGCAGGCUGGUGCAAAGCAUGUUUAUGCUGUUGAAGCUUCAGAAAUGGCAGAAUAUGCUCGCAAACUUAUUGCUGGGAACCCCGCAUUAGCUCAACGGAUUACUGUAAUAAAAGGUAAAGUUGAGGAAGUGGAGUUGGCUGAGAAAGCAGAUAUUCUGAUCUCUGAACCGAUGGGCACCUUAUUAGUUAAUGAGAGAAUGUUAGAGUCCUACAUAAUUGCAAGAGAUCGGUUUCUUGUGCCUAAUGGGAAAAUGUUUCCAUCAAUUGGAAGGAUACAUAUGGCGCCUUUCAGUGAUGAAUAUUUAUUUGUUGAAAUUGCAAAUAAGGCUCUUUUUUGGCAGCAACAGAACUAUUAUGGUGUAGAUCUCACCCCAUUGUAUGGGUCUGCAUUCCAAGGGUACUUCUCUCAGCCAGUGGUGGAUGCUUUUGAUCCAAGAUUAUUGGUAUCUCCACCUUUGUGCCAUGUUAUUGACUUCAAUGAAAUAAAGGAAGAGGACUUGUUCGAAAUAGAUAUUCCGUUGAAAUUCAUAGCAUCUGUGGGAACUCGAGUGCAUGGGUUGGCCUGUUGGUUUGAUGUUCUAUUUAAUGGGAGUGCUGUGCAAAGAUGGCUUACCACUGCCCCUGGUGCGCCUACAACCCACUGGUACCAAAUACGAUGUGUUCUUUCUCAGCCGAUUUAUGUUAUGGCUGGGCAAGAAAUAACUGGCCGACUUCACAUGAUUGCCCAUAAUGCUCAAAGUUACACCAUGUAUCUAUCAUUGUCAGCGAAAAUGUGGGGGCCUGGGGCAGUACAAGGAGGAAUUCUUCAGACCUCUUCAGGGAAACUUGAUCUCAAGGAGCCUUAUUACAGAAUGUCACAGCCACAAUCCUACACGAUGGCACAAGACCAGCAACCACAGCAGCUGCUACAGGCACAGGCUAUUCCGAUCCACACCGAAGAUUUGGAUGAAGCGGAGUUGCUGCGGCAACCAUCAGAAAAUACAGGUCCUCAGCUCCAAUAAGUAACUGAUGAAAUGUAUUCAAGUUUCAUUGAGGAGGAUUUCAAACGGUUGUGUGUGUAACAUAAACUAUAUUAUGUUAGUUGCGUUUUUAGCACCUCUGGUUAAGGUGCCAUUUGAUUUUGAUCCCUGUAAAUUAAAAUGGGAUCUUGUACGAUUUUAUGAUGAUUUUAGCAGUUAAAUAAUCAGAUCGUGUUUAGUAAA
Gossypium raimondii (Peruvian cotton) is the source of this 1991-nucleotide messenger RNA. Its product is annotated as probable histone-arginine methyltransferase 1.3. Gene Ontology annotation, biological process: peptidyl-arginine methylation. Bases 171 to 1790 code for a protein of 539 amino acids. NCBI's taxonomy places the organism in Eukaryota, Viridiplantae, Streptophyta, Magnoliopsida, Malvales, Malvaceae. The transcript has 15 exons. The record is from RefSeq and is a predicted model, not a curated record. Gene Ontology annotation, molecular function: protein-arginine N-methyltransferase activity.